CAGGGCGGACAGGAGCGGCUCCGCCUCCCGGGGGUGAAAGGAAACCCACAGGCCUCCUCCCCCGCGGGACCGCCGUAUCGCUCACCUCCUUACUUCGGCGCUCACCCCCUCCCACCUUUCCCGGUUACCUUACCUUCGGUCACUUAUCGACUAAUCUCUGUCUGAACAAAACCACUUUUGUUAGUAGGGCAUAUCUGAUUUACUUUGGACUUAAGGUUACACGCGUCCGGUCAUCUAACAGCACUAUGUGAAAAAGUGCCAACUUCAGAACAUUAAUUUCAGGCUGCUUUUGGUUCAUACAGCUUGUGAUUUUAGGAUCAAGGCAAUCUCCAGAAUUAGCUGUUUUUACUGUUACCUGUUGCAAUGGAAAGCUUGCAGCGAGGAGAAGUGUAAGAAAUCUGUUGGAUUUUGGAGAUGGAAGGGGCUGCUCUCGGUGGAGCUGACCCUCCCUGACGCUGGAAGCUCGUCUGACAGGUAGAAUCACUUUAUCCUCGUCCUGGAUGGGUUGAAUUAGAUCCUGAAGUGCUGUGGAGUCAAUUUAUUGGUGUAAUAAAAGAGGCUGUACAAGCUGCAGGACUUCACAUGAGGCAAAUUGCUGGUCUUGGCAUCUCCACCCAGAGAGGAACUUUCAUUACAUGGCACAAGAGGACAGGGAAACCCUUUCAUAAUUUCAUAAGUUGGCAAGACUUAAGAAGUGCUGAACUUGUGAAUUCCUGGAAUAACUCCCUUCUGCUGAAGGUAAUCCAUGUUAUUUUUACAGUGCUUCAUUUCUUAACUGGGAAUGAUCGAUAUUUGGCACCCAGUUUUCUUACUUUUUCAACACAUCAAGCUUCUAUGAAGUUGUCAUGGGUUUUUAAAAACAUACAUGAGGCUGAAGAAGCUGCCAAAAAAAACAACUGCUGCUUUGGAACGGUUGACACAUGGUUACUGUAUAGAUUGACUAACGGUUCUGUGUAUGCUACAGAUUACUCAAAUGCCAGUUCUACAGGCAUUUUUGAACCCUUUACGAAAUGUUGGAAUCCCACUUUGUGUAAUCUACUUUCUAUUCCAGUGUCUAUUUAUCCACCAGUAAGAGACACAAGCUUCAACUUUGGAUCGACUGAUGCUGAAAUAUUUGGGGUACCUAUUCCAAUAAUGGCAAUGGUAGCUGAUCAGCAGUCAGCUAUGUUUGGAGAAUGCUGCUUUCAUCCAGGAGAUGUUAAACUGACGAUGGGAACAGGUGGCUUCUGGAAUGUGAAUACUGGAGAGCAUCUCUUUGCAUCACGGGGAAGUCUUUAUCCACUGAUCGGUUGGAAGAUUGGGGAAGAAGUUGUUUAUUUAACUGAAGGCUCUAUAUCGGACGUGGGCACUGCUGUAAAAUGGGCUCUGGAUAUAGAACUUUUCACCAAUGUAGAUGAAACGGCAGAAAUGGCACAGAGGACUGCUGAUUCUCAAGGUGUUUGUUUCAUUCCAGGUUUGCAGGUUUCUGGGGAUGACCCAUAUUUAUGUGCCUCUUUCAUGGGGCUGAAACCUUCCACUAACAGAAACCAUCUUGUUCGAGCUAUAUUGGAAUCUGUAGCUUUCAGAAACAAACUGCUUUAUGAUAUCAUUGUGAAGAAGGUGCACAUUCCUCUUCGAACUAUUCGAGCUGAUGGAGGUGUCAGUAAUAAUAGUUUUGUCAUGCAGAUGACAUCAGAUUUAAUUAAUAAGAAAAUAGAAAAACCUGCAAAUGCGGAAAUGUCUAGUCUUGGUGCAGCUUUUCUAGCAGGCCUUGCUUCAGGAUUUUGGACAGACAAAAAACAACUAAAGAAGCUAAGGCGAAUAGAAGCAGUGUUUGAGCCCCAAAAGGAUUCAGAGGAAUACAGACCUGCUAUGGAUGCAUGGCUGCAAGCAAUGAAACGCUCACCACACUGGUAGAAAUUUGUAUUUUAAUUUUAGAAUAAUUAAGACGGUUUAAUUAUUAUUUUAUAACAUCCUGACAUUAACAGGAUAGCAAAAAACCAUAACUGGAAUUUGUGAUGGUGUGUGUGGUAUUUCAGUUCCCCCCCUGCUGCUGGAUUACUUACCAUAGUGUAAUGAACCUUCCCAUCAUCCCCGUGGCAGCUGUGGUCCAGCUGCAGCAUUUGUGUCCCUUCAGUGACCUCCUCUGGGUGGCCCAGCUGCUCAAAUCCUACCAUGUACUGCCCAUGGCUGUUUUAAUUGUGAUGGGUUUUUCACUGAGCAACUCGCCUCCCUUCGGAUCUUUAAAAUCUUGCAUAUGUUCACCAUCAAGGAAGGGUAAAAGGCACAUUUACUCCCCUAGGCAUUGCUAUGAAACAAAAUGAUUGUUGGGGCUGGGUUAUGAGGAAUUCUAUUGCAUACAAAGACAUUGUUUUGGUAGUAGCCUGUUACCACCUUUUGGUUGACACCAGGCACUGUGAUCACGUUAUUUGUGCACUAGAUCAAGAUGAAAUAGAAAAGUAAAUAGGCUUUCAACACUCCAUUUAAAAAAUCCAGGAUGUUUGUAGCUGAUACUUUGUAGCUAGCUUGUAGCUCAAUUCUUAAAAAUUUUAUAAAGACCAAAAGCAACCUUAUCUGGAGUGGCCAGCACAGAUACAUUAAAACUAGUUCAGGUAUGCUAUCUAACUUGUAAAUAUCCGUACUGUUAGUAUCUUUAAGGCCAUUUUUAAAUACUAUUAUUAUUAGCUAAAAGGGAGUAAAAAGUUUAUUUUUGAAGCUAUAAAUUACUUUUGUAUUUUUUAAACAAAUAAAAUAUAAUUAAAGAAAUGUGUAGCUAAUUAUUCUUAUAUAAUUGCUUAUUUCUAAUAUUAAAUUAUUGUAAUUUUCUCAGGAUUAUGUGUAAAUCAGCUUCCAAAAUGUAAAAUGAUUAAACAUUUUAAUUUCAGAAUAAUACCAAGUUCAAGCUGUGGGUGAUGUGUAUUCCAUAGACACUGGAGAUAAGAAACGUUUAUAGAUUUAACAUCAUUGAAAGAGAGCUGAAGAACUAUAAUUCAUUUUCUUGUGCUGAUACACAGAAGGUCAAAUCAUACACCAUUUCCUUAGUUUCCUUCAAUCAUGUACCCUGAGUUGGAGCAUCUCCUCUAGCUGUGUUCAGCCUCCAUGUCAUUUACUUGUCAGCCUUAGCUUAACGUGCCAUUUUUCUUGAUCUUCUGUUACAUUCUGCCCUUCAACCUGUGCUACAUCUUGGCAAUUUUCUUUUCUCUGGGUAUCUUUCAAAUUCUCCUUAACCUUCUUUAAUGUGAAUCCUUAAAUGAAGCGCAGAAGCAAGUGUGUCUGCUGAAUUCUAGUAAUAUGCCAGGCUGUAGUGCCAAGACUCCAAUAUUAAGUCCCUCAAAGAGAUUCCCUCCACUCCUCCUUCUGCUGUAAGGUAAGAUUCUGCAGUUACAGGAUAUGUGAAACAACUGCUUUGCUUUAACACCUGUAUUCAGCUUGGGACUUUCCUCUGUCAUCACAAAGUCACUGCUGAAGAAAAUGUUCAUUAGCAAGAAGGUUCUUUCUCCAAGGCCAAGCAGAAAGGCUUUAAGUCUGGCACUCUGAGCAGAAGUUUGUGCCUCAGUCACUGUUAUUCUACAUUUUGUUCUCAUUGAGGGGGUUUAGUUUGAUCAACAUCUGCUUGGGUAUAAUGUCUCCCUACUGCCCAUUUGUUGAAGGCUCCUUGACUUAGGUUCUCUUGGUAGCCUGGAGGUUUUGCUGGGCUGAGCAGGCAGUGUUGCAGUGCUCCCAGACAGAGCUCUAAUGGGAGUUGAACCCGAUUCUGUUCAAAUCACUCUGCUGAAGGCAACUCUGCACCAUGUGCCUGAUACUCCCCCUUUAUGUGGUGAUGGUUUUCACCCUGGCAGUGGUACAACUAGAGAGAGAGAAGAUACCCGAGACAUUAUAUAGUCCUCUUGCUCCAAGUGGUGUCCUAGAGGACACACUCUGGAUAACCAUUUUACCAUUGUCACUGUUUACUUGAAGCAGGAAUUUAAGCUGUUUUCCUUUCACUAACCUAAAAUCUACAGCAGAGAAACUUCACUACAAAUUAAGGAUGUGAAAAGGCCUUGGUGUAUUUACCAGCUGAACCUUUCAAAUGGCCUGCAGAGUUGUGAGUUCUGUUGUGGAGAGGUUCAAAGUAGGGAGUCAGGCUCUGAAACAAGGAUGCCUGAAAAUCUCCCAGGAUGGACCAACCUUUGGAGAUAAGAGCAUUUGCCACAGCUUGUGACAUGAAGUUGCCCAAAGACUGAGCAGACAAACUGACAUUUUGAAGAAAUUUGAUUAGUGAUCAACACCUCUUUUGCAAGAAAAAUUGAUUUUACUUCCCAGGAAAUCCUUAAUGUGAUGUUAUCUAAAAGUGGUACCUGAUAAUUGAUUUGAAAUAAGCUUUAGAUACAUUUUUACAGGUGCUGUGCUGUCUCAAUUUUUGCUGCACAGAAGGGCAUUAAAACCAGUUUAGAACCUCACUCAUACUAACUUUUAUUUGAAAUAUGACAGCUUUUACUGCUGUCUUUUUGCUUGUAUUUAAUUUUUUUGUCUCAAGGUUGUUUUCAUCAAUUUGGAAAGUAUAUGCAAUUUUACAUUUUCUAUCAGCUGAGUUUAAUAGUAAAGGUAACAAUACAAAAUUACAAAUAUUAACUAGGUUACAGUUUUGUAAUUUUAAGAUACUCAGUUGAAAUUUAAUAUUGUACAUGGGACUGGACAGCAAUGCAGCUGAUUGGCAUGUGAAGAUUGGCAAUUCAGUUGAGAUGUGUUAAUGAUCUCUGGGCAUUCUGCCUUCACAGAUCCCACCAUGCUGAUAGUAGAUAACGUCGUAUCAGUUUGGCAGUUGUAUUGUUCAUAACAUAUAGUCCUCGUAAAUAUGUGGGGACUAUGUGGCUUGGAAAAUUAUGCCUCAUAACAAUCUUUCUAUUGUUGGAGGAAUCUUGCUUCUAUUAGAUUAAUUGUUGUAUAUCAAGGGAAAGGGCAGAUGAAAAAGUCUUCAGAUAGUUGAAAAUAAUGAGCAGCUGUACUAAUUUUGUUACAUAGCUAAAAAAAAUCAAGUCAGCUGUGUUAAAAAGCUUACUGUAAUAAACUUAACCAAGAUUUUUGAGUACUGUUUUCUUUUAAGCAGUAUUUUCUGCUCUACUCUAACAGCUGAUCUUAUGUAAAAUUAAUUCAGUUGCUCUCAUUUGUUUUUAACAAGAGCAUUUAGACUUGCUUUCCUGUCAGGAGAAAGUAAAAAGAGCAAAAUACUGAGUUGCUGAAAGCCUGCUACCUUCUACUGACAUAAUCUCUGUAGCAAGAUCCUUCAACUAGUCCCACUGUUUCCAGGAUCAGGGCACAGCACAAGAGGCUCACCAGUUGAAGAGAAAGGUAAGAACCCUUUCCUGCCAGUCAGUGGGAUUGUGUUACUGGUCUGAGCUAAAGAGUACAAUGGUGUGAGCCCCUCCUGAAACAAAGAGGUGACAAUCCUGCAGGUGAGUCGGGGAAUAUGGCAAUGCUCUGCCCCAGAAGCUGGGAGUGUGUUAGUUUAAGGCUUUAUGGGGAGUCAGGGCAGGUUGAGCAGGAGAAAAGGGGUGGUGGUGGAGGGGGAGCCUGUUUUAGGUUAAUGUUUGUGCAGGUUAUCACAGCAAGGGCUGUGGGCUGGCAGGAAAGCAGUAAAACUGGCAAAUACUGAAAAGUGCUGUAUUAUGAAAGGGGAAAGAGGUGGCAUCUAGGAGGGAUCUGACUGGCCAGGGGGAGCAAGGUGGUGUUCUAAGGCUGAGACAUCAGUGGCUUCUGGAGGGACACACGAGAGCUUCCUGCAGGGCAGGCAUAGCUGCUCAACUCACCUUGGCAUGUCUAAAAAAACCCAAUUCUAAGGGUUUUUUUUUCAAUGCAGCCUUCAUUCUGGGGUAAAAUUUGGGAUUUGUGAAAGUUCUGAAAGACUGUGUAUUGGUUUAGAAUGUUAUGUAAGUAGCAUACUUAACUCAUGCAAGUUAGUCAUUGUUUUACCACCUUCAAACUCAAUAGUGUGUGUAUAUAUUUAGAUGUGUAGAUGUGUGUAUAUAGACUUUGUCUGCAGUUUGCUGUUGAAAGCAAAUGCAAACUACAGCAGUGACCUUCCUUCUGUUUCUCUCCUUGGGGGUUAAAAUGGCUAUUUUUCAUGUUGAUAAUCAGUUCCAGUAUCUGACUUCAGCUCAUCAGUGUUUCUUGCAAAUAAAGAAAAUAAACCAUUGAAUCAAAAA
Molecule: messenger RNA, 6161 nt
Organism: Vidua macroura (Pin-tailed whydah)
Lineage: Eukaryota; Metazoa; Chordata; Aves; Passeriformes; Viduidae
Gene: GK5
Product: glycerol kinase 5
Exons: 16
Coding region: 583-1896 (437 amino acids)
Biological process (GO): glycerol-3-phosphate biosynthetic process; triglyceride metabolic process; glycerol metabolic process
Cellular component (GO): mitochondrion
Molecular function (GO): glycerol kinase activity
Source: RefSeq, a predicted model, not a curated record